Molecule: messenger RNA, 1221 nt
Organism: Setaria italica (foxtail millet)
Lineage: Eukaryota; Viridiplantae; Streptophyta; Magnoliopsida; Poales; Poaceae
Product: probable cytokinin riboside 5'-monophosphate phosphoribohydrolase LOGL5
Exons: 3
Coding region: 312-1004 (230 amino acids)
Biological process (GO): cytokinin biosynthetic process
Cellular component (GO): nucleus; cytosol
Molecular function (GO): hydrolase activity, hydrolyzing N-glycosyl compounds
Source: RefSeq, a predicted model, not a curated record
CCCGUGCGUAUGUAGGUUGUAUGGUAUCCCAAUGCAUGCAUGUACACUUGAUUAUUGAUGAUGCUGUCGUGCGCAAUGUUGGUUCGUUUUCUCUGCGUUCGUUCCAGCUGAAUGGAUGAAGGGAUGAGCAGCAGAGCCAAGAAUAAACACAGGCCAGGCCAGGCAGGCAGCAGCUGGGCGAUCCUGUUCCUUCCCAGUAGGCAGUAGCUAGGACAGUACGCACCGCACGUGUCUAUAUAUAUAACCAAGCAACAUACAUGAGGAAGGGAGGGACUAGCUAGCAAGCUGCACUUGCUUGAAUUAGAUCAUCCAUGGAGGUGGUGCCGGCGGCGAAGAAGAGCAAGGCAUCAUCUCGGUUCCGGCGGGUGUGCGUGUUCUGCGGCAGCAGCCCCGGGAAGAAGGCGGCCUACCAGCUCGCCGCCGUCCAGCUCGGCCGCCAGCUGGUGGAGCGCGGCAUCGACCUUGUGUACGGCGGCGGCAGCGUUGGUCUGAUGGGUCUCGUCUCCCGCGCCGUCCACAACGCCGGCGGGCACGUGCUGGGGAUCGCGCCCAAGGCGGUGCUGCCGCGGGAGCUCAUCGGCGACACGCCGGGGGAGCUCAAGGACGUGCCCGGGAUGCACCAGCGGAAGGCCGAGAUGGCGCGAAACGCCGACGCAUUCAUCGCGCUCCCCGGUGGGUAUGGCACCCUGGAGGAGCUCCUUGAGGUCAUCACCUGGGCCCAGCUUGGCAUCCACAGCAAGCCGGUGGGCCUCCUCAACGUCGACGGCUACUACGACUCGCUGCUCUCCUUCGUCGACAGGGCCGUCGAGGAAGGCUUCGUCACCCCCGCCGCGCGCCACAUCGUCGUCGCCGCCCACACGCCCCACGACCUGCUCGCCAUGCUCGAGGACUACGUCCCCGUCCACGACGCCGACGAGCCCAAGCUCAGCUGGGAGAUGGCCGAGCACAUCAUCAAGUCCUCAUCGUCCGACGACCACCACACCUCACUACUCUUCUCACGCUAGCUACCUACCUACCAUUUACUACUUACUACUCCAUCGACCAUAUACAUAUUCAAUAUAAUAUUCACAAUGACCGACUUAUUAACUAUAUAUGAUGAUUUGUUCGUCCUCAACAUCAUCAUCUAUCACAAAUUCACAAUGGUAUGAUUACAAGAAGAUCGCCAACCUAGCAAUGUAUAUGUGGUCAAUUCUCCAAAAUAAUAUGAUAGUCUACCGUGGA